Messenger RNA from Mytilus trossulus (common blue mussel), 753 nucleotides. RefSeq lists its product as uncharacterized. The coding region runs from base 19 to 429 and encodes 136 amino acids. Lineage: Eukaryota; Metazoa; Mollusca; Bivalvia; Mytilida; Mytilidae. The record is from RefSeq and is a predicted model, not a curated record. The transcript is spliced from 2 exons.
CUUUUCCGCCGUUAAAGUAUGUCUCGGGAAUUAAGGGAAAGUAAGAACGUUAACUAUAAACAAUUGCAUUGUGUGGGAAUGUCUAGCCCUAAUGUUACGGAGGAUGUGUUCAGUUUGGAGAAGGAGAUGACUCCAGUGAAGUCAAGAAGACUACAGAAAGUGGAGGAAAUUGAGUCGGAGGUCGACAGCAAUGACAGUGGUGAAAGCAGCGAGGAAGAUGAGGAGUUGCAGAGGUUAAAGAAGGAGUUGGCGAAAGUAAAGCGGAAAAAGAAGGAACAAAAGUCGCAGGAGAAGAAAGAAAAGAUCAGGAAGGAAAUAGAGAAGGAGAAAAAAGAGUUAAAGAAGAAAACGGAGAAACAAAAAGAGAACUUGCAUCCUGAAUAUGAUGCUGGUUUUCCUCUAACUACUCAAGAUCUACAUAUAUUUUGAGUUGGUUUGCUGUUUUGUCCUUUCAUUAUCUAUACACAUUUUGAAAGGAUGGAGCUUAUUUGAAGUGAGAAAAAAGAGUGAUCAUAGUAUGUCUGGUUUUUAUCAUCAUUAUAACUGUUUUGAUACUAGUUAUUAUUUUAUCUUUAAUUUUUUUUGGCGGCCUUGCAGGCUUGGCGGAUGUUUGCCAAAAAAUUUGGUUAUAUAUCUAUGUUUAUGUAUUUUCAUUUGUGUAUUUAAUUAUUUAUGAUAUAUUGUAUUUUGUAAUAUAUUGAAAAAAUAUUUAUAUCAGGCAAUACAAAUUAUACCUACUGACUUCCUUUUAUU